Messenger RNA from Vicia faba (fava bean), 834 nucleotides. NCBI's taxonomy places the organism in Eukaryota, Viridiplantae, Streptophyta, Magnoliopsida, Fabales, Fabaceae. The record is from the annotation of a GenBank genome assembly.
AUGAUGAAGAAAAAAACAUUGAACCUCUCUUCUCUUCUCAGAAACACAGACCUCAAAUAUUCAUCUCCAUGGCCAUGGCCUUAUUGUCACCAACCAAAAACACUUUCUUUCAGAGGUGAAAAUAAUAACCAAGAUGACAUUAACAACACAUUCAAAAUCAUCAACUCAGCUUACUUGGAGCCUUCUGAAUCUCUUUCUCCAAAAGCUUCUUCUCUUGAUGACUCAGGAAAAACCGAUUCGACAGAACCCGUUAUUCGCGGGUUACCGUCUGAUCGGUUUUUCUUCGAGCCGGACGAGACCAACUCCAUUUUAGAUGCUAAUAAUAAAGCCGUUAUGCAUAGUGAAAGUGAAGCUACUCAGAGUUUACCAUUCAAAGAUAGUGUUGUGUUAUCCAUGGAAUCUCAAGAUCCUUAUCUGGAUUUUCGAAAGUCUAUGGAGGAAAUAGUGGAAGCUCAUGAUGUCAAAGAUUGGGAGUGUCUUCAAGGGCUUUUGUGUUGGUAUUUGAAGGUUAACGAGAAGAACAACCAUGGCUAUAUCGUUGGUGCUUUUGUUGAUUUAUUGGUUGGUCUUGCAUUUACUUCGACUUCGUCUUCGUUUUCUUCUUCAUCUUCUUCAUCUUCUCGUUCUCCUUUUUCUCCUUUAUCGUUUUAUAGUUCUUCUCUGUCUUCCUCUUAUUGCACUCGCUGUGCUUCGUGUUCUGCGCCUCGCGAAGAAGAGGUUGAUACUCCUUGUUCUUCUUUGUUGUUAGAACAAGUUAGGGAGGAGAGUGAUGAUGGCGAAGAUAAACUACUAGAAGCUUCAACUUCAUUUUCGUCAUCAUCAACUACUCAUUGA